AUGUUGGAUAUGGGAGAACGCAAAGAGCUGAAGAUGAUUCCUAAAUCUUCGUUUAGUAUAAACAGUUUGGUGCCCGAGGCUGUGCAAAACGACAUCAUCCACCAGAACCAGAAUCCCCACCAGAACCACCACCGGUCCGAUGGAGCGGAUGAUGAACAGAAAGCCCUUCUCCCGGCCUUCCAGCGCGAGGGCAAAACUGACCCGAAAAGUGACUCUCCGAGCCAGGAUAGCUGUCCAGACGACAAGGUUAAGCAGGAUGACAAAAGAGAAGGGAAAGAUGGGGACAGUGGCGUCGGCGAGAAGGACGGAGACAAGAAAAGCGGCAAGUACGAAAAACCUCCCUUUAGUUAUAACGCGUUGAUAAUGAUGGCCAUCAGACAGAGUCCAGAGAAGAGGCUUACUCUGAACGGGAUUUAUGAAUUUAUCAUGAAAAAUUUUCCCUACUACCGGGAGAACAAGCAAGGCUGGCAGAACUCCAUUCGUCACAACCUCAGUCUGAAUAAAUGCUUUGUUAAGGUUCCACGGCACUAUGACGACCCGGGCAAGGGUAACUACUGGAUGCUGGAUCCCAGCAGCGACGACGUUUUCAUCGGCGGAACCACUGGAAAACUUCGCCGGCGGUCCACCACAUCUCGGGCCAAGCUGGCCUUUAAACGUGGUGCCCGACUGACCUCGGGGCUUACCUUCAUGGACAGGACCGGAUCCUUGUACUGGCCUAUGUCCCCCUUCCUCUCCCUGCACCAUCCAAGGGCCGGCGGCGCCCUGGGCUACAACGGGACCUCCUCUGGAUAUCCGGGUCACCCAAUAUCCUACAGCACCAUGCUCACCCAGAACAUGAGCAACAAUCAUUCGUCCUUUCCGUCCUCUAACGGACUUAGCAUGGAUCGGCUGGUAGGCGGGGAUCUCCCUUACGCGACGCAUCACCUAACAGCAGCAGCCCUCGCGGCCUCGGCAGUUCCCUGUGGUCUUUCCGUGCCUUGCUCCGGGGCUACUUACUCACUAAACCCUUGCUCGGUGAACCUGUUGGCCGGACAGACAAGUUAUUUUUUCCCCCACGUACCACACCCGUCCAUGACUUCACAGACGGGUGCGGGUGGCGGCGGAACCUUGCAGGCUGCUCGGGCGUCAGCCUCCAAUUCCCCGCAAGCUCCGUCCUCUUCCUCGCUGUCAUGUGACGCUCUACGGCCGGCGUUGUCCGGUUCUUUGCCAGCUUUUUCUUCGGGACUUUCUGGGGGUUUGUCUGACUAUUUUACACAUCAGAACCAGGGAUCAACUUCCAACCCGCUUAUACACUAA
Menidia menidia (Atlantic silverside) is the source of this 1296-nucleotide messenger RNA. Lineage: Eukaryota; Metazoa; Chordata; Actinopteri; Atheriniformes; Atherinopsidae. The record is from the annotation of a GenBank genome assembly.